Ostrea edulis (European flat oyster) is the source of this 1788-nucleotide messenger RNA. Its product is annotated as cytochrome P450 2B9-like. Gene Ontology annotation, biological process: xenobiotic metabolic process. The record is from RefSeq and is a predicted model, not a curated record. NCBI's taxonomy places the organism in Eukaryota, Metazoa, Mollusca, Bivalvia, Ostreida, Ostreidae. The transcript is spliced from 5 exons. Gene Ontology annotation, molecular function: heme binding; oxidoreductase activity, acting on paired donors, with incorporation or reduction of molecular oxygen, reduced flavin or flavoprotein as one donor, and incorporation of one atom of oxygen; iron ion binding. Gene Ontology annotation, cellular component: cytoplasm; intracellular membrane-bounded organelle. Bases 63 to 1475 code for a protein of 470 amino acids.
AAACUGUGCUAUCUGCGCCGGCUUUACUUCUGGUUGUAAUUAUCAUACCAAGCUUUGCAGCGAUGUUCUGCAACCGAGGCAACAGAAAUCUCCCACCGAGGGAACCGGGAUUACUCUUCGUAGGAAACGUGGAUAUGAAACCUGAAUCACCGUACUUCCUCGAACUCCAGAAGAAACAUGGAGAUUUGUUCACACUGAAGAUAUUUGGUCAAACGAUCAUCGUGGUUUGUGGUCAUGACACAAUUAAAGAGGUGAUGGUCAAGAAUGGAGAAAUAACGUCCGGUCACCCCGUAGCUUUCGGAUUUACGGAGUAUUUCGAACUUUCAGGUAUUGCUGGAGGAUCUGGAUCCAUUUGGAGAAAUCAGAGGAAAUUUGGGCAUGAUGCAUUACAAGCUAUCGAUUCUGGAAGUGAUAAUCUUGAAUCCCGCGUUUCAGGGGAAGUGGCAGAUUUCCUCCAAGAGGUAGAGAAAAUGGAAGGCAAACCGUUCGAUGUAAGCAGACUCAUAAAAACAAGCCACUACAACAUAAUAUCGUCUCUUCUCUUCGGGGAAAGAUUUGCCCACAGCAACACCAAUCUUACUCAACUCGUGGAUUUAGUAGACGAAGCCAUGACCAUCUUUCCUGAACAAGGGAUUCUGGGCUUCGUCGAAUGGCUGAAGUAUCUUCCUGGAGAUCGUUUUAAGGUCAGACGAAGACGAUUCCUGGUAGACGAAAUCUUCAAAAUCGUUCAGAAAUCAGUGGACGAGCACAAAGAAACGUUGGAAAACCCCAAAAGCCAAGAUUUUAUCUACAGUUUCUUGAACGAACAGAACAAGAGAAAAUUGAAUAAUGAAGAUAUGACAGGGUUUGGGGAUAGAGAUCUCCUGAUAAUGGGCUAUGUACUGUAUUUUACCAGUACACCGUCAGUUCACGAAUUAUAUUGGUACAUUUUGUUCCUCAUCCAUAACCCAGAUGUGGUUGUACGCAUGCGCAAAGAAAUACAGGAAAAUGUUGGGAUGAACAAAUCCGUGACUAUGGCAGACCAAAUCAAGCUUCCUUACUGCCGGGCCGUGAUGUAUGAAGUCCUGCGUGCGUCUGUUACUGUCGUCGUCCCUCCUACACAUACAUUCUCAGAGGAUAUCGAGGUCAAAGGUUUCACGCUGCCAAAAGAUGCUUGGUUAAUGCCGGCAUUAUGCACCGUCAACCUAGAUCCAGCUAUUUUCCCCGAACCAGAGAAAUUUAAACCAGAGCGAUUUCUGAAUGAGAAUGGGGAACUGGCUGGUUAUGAGAAGGUGUAUGCUUCAUUUUCUCUAGGUCCGAGAGAUUGUUUGGCCAAGAACCUUGGUAAAAUGGAAAUGUUUCUUUUCCUCACAACACUGGUGCAGAACUAUGAUAUUGAAAACGAGACCGGGAAACCUCUGCCCUCUCUGGAUGGGAUGUCAAGUGGAUUUCGUACUGCCAUUCCCUACGAAGUUUGUUUGAAAAAGAGAAACUAAAUCAACGGGCGAUAAAAGCCAUCGAUUAUGCAUUUAAUGUAUUUUUCUGCUUUUGUUUUAUAAUAACAUUAUUUAUUUUUACGGAUAUGUACCACGAAUCAUGAAUUAGUGCGUCUGAAGAAAUAUGUCUCUGGAUUUCAUUUGAAGAUGCAUUGAUAGUAACUUUCUGGUGUAUAAGCGAUGGUGACUUUAAGAUAUGAUAUCAUUACAAUAGAACGUUAUCGAGUUUUUAAUUGAAAGUGCAUACAUGUAUUUAUAAAGCAACAUCAGUGUUUUUGUGAAUAAUGUUGUAAAUGUGCCGUUGAAGAGUAAA